Daldinia childiae is the source of this 525-nucleotide messenger RNA. RefSeq lists its product as uncharacterized. The record is from RefSeq and is a predicted model, not a curated record. The transcript has 2 exons. NCBI's taxonomy places the organism in Eukaryota, Fungi, Ascomycota, Sordariomycetes, Xylariales, Hypoxylaceae. Bases 1 to 525 code for a protein of 174 amino acids.
AUGGCAGUCGACGACGUCUCCUCCAGCGCUAAGGCUAGGGCCAACGAAUUGCUCGCCUAUGGCCAACAUCAUGUCGAUCGAGUCGUGAGCCCGCCUACACGACAGAAGGCCUACGACUGGAUUUACGAUUUCUCAACCGAGAAGCCUAUUCUAUUCUCUUUCGUCGCCUUUCAAUUCACCCUCUGCCUCGCUCCUCUGCUCCUCUUUGCAGGCUUUGCCGCGACAACUAUCGCUGUCUCUUUGAUCUCCGCCGUCCUGUUCUCGCUCUUUUGGAUCGGUGUCGCCACGCUCUUUCUUGUGCCGACUCUCUGCCUUACCUUCACCAUCGCUCUACUACUAUGGGCAUGGGCGGCCGCCACCUUCUUCGCUGGCCGCUGGGCCUACAAUAGGCUACCGUUCAGCGUUGAUGGGCAUGGCAGAAUAGUGGCACACGACAGCGGCGAGAAAAAGAUUAUAUUCGAUCGGAAGAACGAUACUGGCGUUGACUUGGACAUCAAGGCCGAGGUGGUCGAGGUCAAGGAAUAG